Molecule: messenger RNA, 2911 nt
Organism: Etheostoma spectabile (orangethroat darter)
Lineage: Eukaryota; Metazoa; Chordata; Actinopteri; Perciformes; Percidae
Gene: asb14a
Product: ankyrin repeat and SOCS box containing 14a
Exons: 13
Coding region: 212-1981 (589 amino acids)
Biological process (GO): protein K6-linked ubiquitination; intracellular signal transduction
Cellular component (GO): BRCA1-A complex; BRCA1-BARD1 complex
Molecular function (GO): protein binding; ubiquitin-protein transferase activity
Source: RefSeq, a predicted model, not a curated record
CUCAACAAUGGGAUCAUGGGUGCAUUGACAGAACUCAUGCAGACAUACAGCUCUCGUUUCAGUCACAGGUCAGAGACCUCUCUGCCUCCUGCAGUCAGCUGCUACAACAACAACAGAUCCUCUUUUAAGCUGCAAGGACUCCACAGCCGAGUAGAGGGAACCCAAACAACGAGCUAACGCAAACCCACAAGGACACUUUUAUGUGGACAUCAUGGAGUUUGUGCGAUUUGGGACGGAGGAUGAUGACGACGACGCAGCGACUCAGUACAUGAUUGAACAGAGUCUGCUGGAGAGCAACAAACAGAAGGAGGAAACCCACCGAGACUCGACAACACGGGACAGCAGGAGCUCUGGACCUGAGUCUGCAGACUGCAUCUUCACUGCCAUAAGACAAGGUAAUGAGAAGCUCUUGAAGGAGCUAAGCGUCCGGCACAGAGCCAAGUUUUCAGAGACAGACAGCCGAGGUUGGACCCCUCUGCACGAAGCAGCAGCUCAGAGCAACCAAAACAUCCUGGAGCUCACACUCAACGUUUCAGGCUCAGACUCUGUGCAGAGUCGUACUCUUCGUGGUCAGACCCCUCUCUUCCUGGCAGUAGAAGGAGGUCUGAUAGAAAACGCCUCCUUCCUCCUCCAACGCGGAGCCCAGCCGGACAGCCAGGACCACGACCAGGACUCCCCGCUGCUUCUGGCGAUCCGCUCAGACCGUGCGGACAUGAUGAAGCUGCUGCUCCUGCACGGCGCCGGGGUGAACCAGGAGGGUUGCCAUGGCCGCCGUCCCCUCCACGAGGCCUCUCGGCAGGGUAAGACCGCGCUGGUGAAUCUGCUGCUGGAGGCCGGGGCGCAGCUAGACCCCCCCAGCCACUACGGCCUCACACCGCUGGCCCUCGCUGCCCAGGCGGGACACCUGGGGGUGGUGGAGACUCUCCUGAGGAGAGGGGCUGACGUCCUGUCCCAGGCGCAGGAUGAGGCGUCCAUCUUGUACGAGGCCUGUUCAACUGGAGAUCCAGCCGUCAUCAGUCUGUUGCUGGAGUACGGCGCAGACGCCAACGUAGCCAAACAGACGGGACACAUGCCAAUCCACCGCGUUGCACACCGUGGACACCUGCAAGCUCUAAAGCUGCUGAUUCCAGUCACUUCUAGAGGAGAAGUCAACGACAGCGGGAUGAGUCCUCUACACUCUGCUGCUGCAGGAGGACACACACUCUGCAUCAAGGCCUUACUGGAUGCAGGUUAUGACCCCAACUACAUGCUGGAGCCCUGGAUUCGGCGUAACUAUGACGACGGGCGGAAGUCGGCGCUCUUCUUCGCCGUCUUAAACAACGACGUGCCGUCAGCCAAACUGCUGCUGGAGGCCGGGGCCAUGGCUAACCAAGACCCAAUCAAAUGUCUGCAGAUCGCUCUGCGGGUGGGAAACUACGAGCUCCUCGACCUGCUGCUGAGGUUCGGAGCCAACGCCAACUAUUACUGCAAGAUAAACACGACACACUUCCCGUCAGCCCUGCAGUACGCGUUCAAAGACGAGGUGAUUCUCAGGAUGCUGUGUAAAUAUGGUUACGAUGUGGGGCGCUGCUUUGACUGUCCCUAUGGCAACGGCUCCCACAUCCCCGAAGACUUUGAGGGAUGGAGCGACACUGUGAUCAAAGACAACUCGUUCUGCGAGGUGAUCUCCGUCUCCUGGCUGAAGCACCUUUCGGGCCAGUUGGUCCGCAUCAUGUUGGACUACCUGGAUCACGUGACCCUGUGCUCCAAGCUGAAGGCGACUGUGAUGGAGCAGCAGCAGUGGCCCGACAUCUGCCGGCUCCAGGAGAACGCUCGAUGUCUGCAGCAUCUCUGUCGUCUGCGGAUCCGACGUUGUCUCGGGCGCCUUCGUCUCCGAUCGCCCGUCUUCAUGAGUUUACUGCCGUUGCCGGGGCGACUUAAGGACUACAUCCUGUACCGGGAGUACGACCUGUACAGCCGGCCGAGCAGCACGCCGGGGUGACGCGGGACUUAGGAGACGGACACGAUUCAAAAAAGUAGAAGAUGUUGAAUAUGUAAAGAUAAAUCCAAAUCACACUUUUAAGUCACUUUCACGGGUUGUUACCUCUUUAUUCCAAACCAUACAGCUAUUUCACAGAUUUUAACGUAUUUAUCUAUUUAAAAAACGUGUCAAUUUCCCUUCCUGGAUGACAGUUUGAUCUAAUUGUAAAUAUUUUUGAUAAAGCAUAAAGCAAACAGCAGGCCUAUCUGAAAGUAAGAUACAGAUCGGGAGGAUGUGAUCCAUUGUGAAGUCUUGUUUCAUAAAAGAAUAGAAAAGGAAAAAAAGAAAAGUCUCCCAUUUGUUUAAUUUGGUCAGAUCUGAUUUAGUAUUUCUAUUUUCAUUAUGUCAUUAUUACAUCUGACAACCCAAAUGUGCAUUACAGUUUGUCCAUAUUUUGACUUUUUCACGCUGGGAUUGUAUUGAUAGGAAAUGAUGAAUUAUUAACCUAUUACUGUGCUUGUUAUCUCUUGAUUGUUGAUCUUUUUUUAUGUUACAACCGCAUAGUCCAGAGAUUUGCAUCCAAUUCAAAGUUGAUAUCUUUUUUUGUCAUCAAGAGAGCUUUACUUUCAUCUUUUGAUUUUGUCGGCUCCCAGAGGAUGACUCCCAUCGAUUCUGGUCACUCUCUGGCGCCAUCCGGACAAAAAUAUCCUUUAUGUAUGCAAGAAAUAUGCAGAUUAAUAAAAAAAAAACAAGUAACUUAUGUCAGUAGGGGUUUUUGUUUCAGGUUGUUGUGGACUCCUCUCAUCAUCAUGUUUUUGAAAUAAUAAAAUAAAAACGUGAUGAGAUCAGGUUGAGUGUGCCAGUUGUGAAGUUCAUUUACUAUAUUUAUGUAUAUCAGUGAAUAAUAAAUAGAGUAUGUUCAAGUUAUGAUCAAAUAAAGAUGACAUUUUA